AUGGCUUCCUUAUCAAGCGAAGGCAGUACCAAGGAUAGUGAAACCUUAAAAGAAUUAUUGAAAUAGAGACCCAGAAUCUAAAAAAAAUAACAAGCAGCCAAAAUUAGCAAAUGCAAUUCAAAUCCCUGUUGGAAUUAGGAAGAUUUAAAGAAAUUAGAAAAGUGUGUAUCUAUUUUGGGAACUGAUUUCGAUUUAAUAUAGUUAUUAUUUAAGAAUAGAACUAGAAAAUAAAUUAUGAAUAAAUACAAAAAGGCCAAAAUACAAUACGAUAGAAAGCAUAAGGAAAAAUUUUUAAGAAUUCAAGACGCACUCAAAAAAGAAUAGGAAGUCUAAAGACAUCGUUUAGGAAGCAUAGACUCCAUUGAUUUAAAUAUUGCUUUAGAUAUUCAUGAACUUAGCACAAAAAAGGAGUGA
Molecule: messenger RNA, 414 nt
Organism: Paramecium tetraurelia
Lineage: Eukaryota; Ciliophora; Oligohymenophorea; Peniculida; Parameciidae
Exons: 3
Source: RefSeq, a predicted model, not a curated record